GGAAUUUGCCCUCGCCUCGGGCUAGCUACCCUCGGGCCCCAGGAAGUUGCGAGCGCCGGCGAUUGCCUAAGGAGCGCACUCUGGGACCGCGGGCAGCACAGCCUGCGCCUGGCCGUCGGUCGCGAUGAAGCCCUCUUGGCUGCAAUGUCGCAAAGUCACUGGCGCCGGGGGCCUCGGGGGACCCCUGCCUGGGUCCACUCCGGCCCGGGGAGCCAGCGCAGCCCGCCGGGCUCUGGUGGCCCCUGGCCCGCGGGGCGGUCUUGGGGGCCGGAGCUGUCGUUCGCUGUCCUCGGGAGGCGGCAGCGAGUACAAGACCCACUUCGCGGCCUCGGUGGCCGACCCCGAGAGGUUCUGGGGCAAGGCUGCAGAGCAGAUCAGCUGGUACAAGCCCUGGACCAAAACGCUAGAGAACACACACUCGCCUUCCACCAGCUGGUUUGUGGAAGGAAUGCUAAACAUUUGUUACAAUGCCAUUGACCGUCAUAUUGAAAAUGGUAAAGGAGAUAAGAUUGCUAUCAUCUAUGAUAGCCCUGUUACAAAUACAAAAGCAACUAUAACCUACAAAGAAGUUCUGGAGCAGGUCUCUAAGCUGGCAGGCGUUUUGGUCAAGCAUGGCAUCAAGAAAGGUGACACUGUGGUCAUCUACAUGCCCAUGGUCCCACAGGCGAUGUAUACCAUGCUGGCGUGUGCAAGGAUAGGAGCCAUCCACAGUCUCAUCUUUGGGGGAUUCGCAUCCAAAGAACUAAGUAGUCGCAUUGAUCAUGCAAAGCCUAAGGUGGUGGUUACAGCAUCAUUUGGCAUUGAACCUGGAAGGAGAGUGGAAUACAUACCUCUUUUAGAAGAAGCACUAAGAUUAGGACAACACAAACCAGACAAAGUUCUUAUUUAUAAUCGUCCAAAUAUGGAGGCGGUUCCUUUGACUCCAGGUCGUGAUCUUGAUUGGGACGAAGAGAUGGCGCAAGCCCAGUCACAUGACUGUGUUCCUGUUCUUUCAGAACAUCCUCUGUAUAUUCUUUACACAUCUGGAACAACAGGAUUGCCUAAGGGGGUGGUUAGGCCCACUGGGGGAUAUGCUGUCAUGUUAAACUGGACAAUGUCUUCUAUAUAUGGACUUAAACCUGGAGAGGUGUGGUGGGCAGCCUCUGACUUAGGCUGGGUUGUUGGACAUUCCUAUAUCUGUUAUGGACCUCUUCUACAUGGGAACACAACGGUUUUAUAUGAGGGGAAGCCGGUGGGAACGCCAGAUGCCGGCGCCUAUUUCCGUGUGCUUGCGGAGCAUGGAGUAGCUGCCUUGUUUACAGCGCCGACUGCAAUUAGAGCGAUCCGUCAACAGGACCCGGGGGCAGCCUUGGGGAAGCAGUACUCUCUGACAAGGUUCAAAACAUUAUUUGUGGCUGGAGAACGAUGUGAUGUGGAUACCCUGGAAUGGUCCAAAAAGGUCUUCAGAGUACCAGUGCUAGACCAUUGGUGGCAAACUGAAACAGGAUCCCCAAUUACAGCAUCAUGCAUUGGAUUAGGUAAUUCUAAAACACCUCCCCCAGGACAAGCAGGAAAAUGUGUUCCAGGAUAUAAUGUUAUGAUUUUGGAUGACAACAUGCAAAAACUGAAGGCUCGGUGUUUAGGAAAUAUUGUGGUAAAGUUGCCAUUGCCACCUGGGGCUUUUUCAGGACUCUGGAAGAAUCAGGAAGCAUUCAAGCAUUUAUACUUUGAGAAAUUUCCUGGAUACUAUGACACAAUGGAUGCUGGUUAUAUGGAUGAAGAAGGCUACUUGUAUGUAAUGUCUCGAGUUGAUGAUGUGAUAAAUGUUGCAGGUCACAGAAUUUCUGCAGGUGCCAUUGAAGAGUCUGUCCUUUCCCAUGGUACUGUGGCAGAUUGUGCAGUCGUUGGCAAGGAAGAUCCUUUGAAAGGUCAUGUUCCCUUAGCACUCUGUGUAUUAAAAGGAGAUAUAAAUAUAACAGAGGAACAAGUUUUGGAAGAAAUUGUGAAACAUGUUAGACAGAGCAUUGGCCCUGUGGCUGCAUUUCGAAAUGCAGUGUUUGUCAAACAGUUACCUAAAACCAGAUCUGGCAAAAUUCCCCGAGCAGCUCUGUCUGCACUUGUCAAUGGCAAGCCUUAUAAGAUAACUCCUACAAUCGAAGACCCCAGCAUAUUUGACCACAUAGAAGAAGUACUGAAACAGGCAUCAUGAUUUGUUUUUGAGUCAAUUUAAUUUUCUAACUGAAAUUAAGUUAUUUGAGUUACUUCCCAGAGAUAGAUAAAUAUUUAAAUAGAAAUUAUUUACAAAUUGAAACGUGAAUUAUAAAACUCGGUCUAAACAAAUCUAAUGAAUAAUUGUGAAAGACCUGGGCAUUUUGUCUGAUAUGACCCAGUUAGCAUUAGUAUGAGUUGCCUGUGCUGCUUCUCAACAUAUUGUCUAGCACUUAAAAAAAAAAAUACAUGUCUAGUGUAUGAUUUUUAAAAUUGUACCUCCCCCAAAUACAGUAAUUGAAAGUGACCCUACUAUAGAGUCACUUCCUGAAAUUAAGAAUCUAUAGGUGUGAUCCAAAAUCUAAAACUCAAGUCAAAGACAGAAAAUAAUUUUUAAACUUUCUUUUAGAAUUGUUUAGUAUUUGUCCAAUAUUCUUUAGAUGACUACAUUUUGUUUUUAAUGAAAUAGAUGAAAUGGAAAGCUUUAGGUAAUCACCUAGCUCGAUGAAAUUAUUUUCUAGAUAGGACCUGUAUGAGGGAAGGCUGGGUUACAGCUCUGCCUUUAGGUUAUUUGUUAACUUAGGCAAAGGAAAUCACACGCCUGGCAGAGCAGCUGGAGAUGAUGUAGUCCGAUCUCUUCAUCCUAGAAAUGAAGAUUCCUGGGAGCCUCUCCCCAAGCCUCAGGUUCUUGAUUGGCUGUGUACUUCUUGAUUCUAAUUUCUUAUAGAAACAGAUAGAUAUACAGAGGGCUAGGGUGAUAAGGGAAAAAUUUAAGCAAGAAAUGUAAAGUUUUUACAUAAAGGUAAAGACCUUCCAGGCAAGAGCAUAAUGUGAACGAACUUUUGAAAUGAACUUGACUUUCUUGAGUAUCAGAAGGACUAUAGGGAACAGUACAGACUGAAGGGUAUCUGCUCCAUGUAAGGGAACAGCCCUUACUCAGUCACAGCAGAAUAUAAACUAGGGGUAAGACAUGUUCCCUGUUGCAAAGCCUCUGGUUUUCAAAAGUAAAAUGCAUAAUUUAUGAGAAAAAUCUGAUUUUUAAAUAAUUAUACAUUAAAAAUUUGAUAUCCAAAUAUCUUUCUAUUUACACUUUUCUAAAACUUAACAAUUUUUUAAAUAAUUGAAAAAUGAAUCUAUUAAUAAGCUUGCAUUAAUGUGCCUAUUAAAUAGAGUAGAUAGAUGUAGGUAAUAGGAUAUUUGGUCUAUUUAGGAUUGCCUUCUUAAUUGUUACCCCUGAAAUAAUGUAUUUAUCUACUGGGUCGUCAGAAAAAUCAUUACUCAUUUUUGCAUAGAAAAACACAUGGUAACUUUUCCAAUGACCCAACAGCUAUUUCCUUGCAUUAUCUCAGUGGCUGGAAUUGAAACCAACCAAACAGACAUUCUAUUAUUUGAAGGUUUGGAUUCGUUGAACUGUUUCUUCUAAUGGGUACAUUUUAACCAUUAUCACAAUUGUCAUCUUUACCAAUAAUCCCUUUUUAAUGUCUUAACAUUAAAAUGUAUUUCCUUUUAUUUGCCACAUAAGAUUUAGCUCAAAAUGGCUAAUUCUUUAGCUUCCAUUGUUCAUUUGAAAUGUAUAAACUCAGGAAGAUCCAAGAGUUAUGUCAGAGAUUAUGUCUUUGGUCGUCUUGUGCAUUUUUCCUGGUAAUCAAAUCUGAAGGGACACUUCAGCGAGCAGACUUAUGUUAUUUUCCAGUUGAGUGGGUCUGCAAAACAGUGUAUGAGACUGAGGAAGUAGCUAUUUCUUGUGUCUUAUUGAGGAAAUUUAUCUCCUUUGCCGGGUCAUUUACUUUCAUGUGGCUAAAAAUAAGUCAAGAACGUUACUCAAGUUAUCAGAUUGCUUAAAAUUUAGGAGAAAAAAAACAAAUUUAUUUUAAUACCAACCAUAAAACACUUUCACUAAUAGUACCUGAAAUAUUUUAAACUACAUUUAUCUUUAAAAACAACAGUAUGAUAUUGCUCAAAAAUGCAAUUUUACUUGAAUUUGUUAAGAUGAAUUCUGUGUGAUCUGAUUUUGGUAUUUUCAUAGAAUUUUUGCUGUAAGACAUUGGAAAAAUGUAAAUAUAAAGUCCUUUCAAAAUCUAUAGAAAAGUGUUUUCUAAUUAACGGAGUUAAUUCACUCAUGAAAAUAUAGUAAAUAUAUACAAAUGAUUCCUACCUUACAUUUAAAAAGUGUUAUUUAUGUAAAAUUGUGUUUGUAAGGCCCUGAUCAGUCAAAAUGAGAAAAAUUAUAAUGUUGAUUAUCCAGAAGGAGGAAUAUUGAGACCCUGGGCUUAAUCCAUUAAAUGGAUUUUAAAAUCUGAUAGAAAUGAUAUUAUAAGUUAAAAUGUAUUUUAUACUUGAGACAUGUAUCCCUGGAUAUUUCGUGUCAGUAUAUGUUAGGUUCUAUUAUAGAUUACUAUUUCUUAAGUGAUCUCUGAAGAGAAGAACCGGACGUUAGUAAUUGAAUGGUAUAUACAAGAGUACAAAUCUAGUUAUGGUAUUAUGAUGUCAUAGAUCCUGUAUUAUAUUUCAUUUAUGUGAAACCAGACCCUCAAAUUCAGAUGAGUUUAAAAAGAUCUUGGCUGUUAUUUUAGCUUAGGCGACAUUUUUAGAAACGCUCACAUCAUUCCCAUAAGCAAGUUUAGUACUCCCUCUUGUGGCAGAUUUACCACUGACGAUAAUGAAUAGUAGAUUGAGAGUCACUGGGAGAACGUUUUUUGUGACAGUUCAGGUAGAUAGUCAAACUGUGUGACUAGAAAACAGAGUUUAAACAGAGAACUGGAAGUGUUUUUUCUUUUUUUUUUUUAUUGACAAUGGAGAGGGUUUCUGUUACCAUUACCGUUUUUGACUGAAUCUGUUAAACAAAAAUAGACAUCAAAACAAAUGUAGUGUACGUGCAAACAGAGCAAAGUAAAAUACAAAAAGAAAUUACUAAUGACAUCUUGCGCUUAAUAAGAUCAAGCAGCAGAAAAUCAGCAGUUAGAUAAAUGGCAUUAUUAAAGAGAUUUUACUUUGAAUUCCCCAUAUAAACAAAGAAUAAACAACAGUAACACCACCGAAUAAAGCCACAGGGAAGAGAUUACUCUUCUAUACUUUUAUACACUAUAUAUGUUAAUCAUUCUGUCUUUCUUUUAUUUCCUCUGAUUAAAAACUGACUUCAGGGAAGUCGCAACAAGGCCAUCUUGGCUAAAAGCUUAUAAUAUUAGAUGUGAGUCUGGCUAAUGCCCUGUUACAUUUACGAAGGGGAAGGGUUUUGUCUUUUCCUGGUGGAGAUGAUCCUCAGACUCUAUUGUGGUUUGAUGUUCACUGUCCAGUGCUGGCUGGCAGUUUAAAAGAUUUGAAUGAACAUGUGGUUCUUAGUAAAGAAGGUUUUUUUUUUUUUUUU
Messenger RNA from Tupaia belangeri chinensis (Chinese tree shrew), 5551 nucleotides. It is a transcript of the gene ACSS3, whose product is annotated as acyl-CoA synthetase short chain family member 3. Gene Ontology annotation, molecular function: propionate-CoA ligase activity. The record is from RefSeq and is a predicted model, not a curated record. The transcript is spliced from 16 exons. NCBI's taxonomy places the organism in Eukaryota, Metazoa, Chordata, Mammalia, Scandentia, Tupaiidae. The coding region runs from base 125 to 2188 and encodes 687 amino acids. Gene Ontology annotation, cellular component: mitochondrial matrix.